AUGGUCAAGCACCAGCGGCGGCGCGCGACGACGACGAAGGUCAAGCGCAAGGCGGACAAGAAGUUUUUCAAGAAGGUGCAGCACGACGACGCCGAGGUCGCGAAGCACUGGGACUUCCGCAAGACGCGGGAGCACAACAUGAAGCGCCUGGGCCUCGCCCACGACGUGAACCGCGCCGUCGGCAAGCUGCCCGGCGCGGCGCCGGCCGGCGAGCGCGUGGACCAGGCCGUCGAGCUCGAGUUCGUCGACAUCCCGCAGCAGGCCGACCUCACGAAGAUCGGCACGAACGACCGCCGGCCGCCCAUGUCCGAGGACAAGCAGGCCUACAUCGUCAAGCUCAUGGCCAAGUACGGCGACGACUGCGCGAAGAUGGCCCGCGACGUGAAGCGCAACCCCCAGCAGCUCACGGAGGCCAAGCUCCGGAAGAUGGUCGCGAAGUACGACGGCCUCAGCGACAAGCACCGCCUCGUCGCGCGGCGAUAG
This is a messenger RNA of Aureococcus anophagefferens, 483 nucleotides long. RefSeq lists its product as hypothetical. Gene Ontology annotation, biological process: ribosomal large subunit biogenesis. The transcript has a single exon. The record is from RefSeq and is a predicted model, not a curated record. NCBI's taxonomy places the organism in Eukaryota, Pelagophyceae, Pelagomonadales, Pelagomonadaceae. Bases 1 to 483 code for a protein of 160 amino acids. Gene Ontology annotation, cellular component: nucleolus.